Molecule: messenger RNA, 1224 nt
Organism: Tremella mesenterica DSM 1558
Lineage: Eukaryota; Fungi; Basidiomycota; Tremellomycetes; Tremellales; Tremellaceae
Exons: 3
Coding region: 1-1224 (407 amino acids)
Biological process (GO): mRNA splicing, via spliceosome
Cellular component (GO): U2-type spliceosomal complex
Source: RefSeq, a predicted model, not a curated record
AUGGGUGGAGGUGAUUUGAAUAUGAAAAAGUCAUGGCACCCCGUGCUCCUAGUCAAUCAGGAACGCGUGUGGAAAGCCGAAAAGGCCGUGAAUGAAGAAAAGAAGAAAGUCUCUCAAUUGCGUAAAGAGAGGGAAGAAGAAAGACAAUUGGCCGAGUUGCAACGUAUGCAAGAGGCUUCCACGGGGCGUAAAAGAGUAGAAAGAUUGGACUGGAUGUAUGCUGCUCCUGGGAAUGAAGGUGGAGCGUUGGGAGGAGCGAGAUUAGGAGAGAAAGAGAUGGAAGAUUAUUUGUUAGGUAAGAAAAGGGUGGAUGAGGUGUUGGCGCAAAGUGAUAAGAAUGUCGGGAACCUCCAUAAAGACUUCAUAGCUAUACAAAGCGCCAACACCGCUCGAGACACCGCUGCCAAAAUCCGUGAAGACCCUCUACUCGCUAUCAAACGUCAGGAAAUCGCCAGCAUUGAAGCGCUCAAAAACCGACCGGAAGUGAGGAAGAAAUUACGUGAGAUGCAAAAGGCGAAAGAGAUGGACGAACGAGGUGAAACCAAGGAAGAGCGCAAAGAUCGACGUCGAGCGGAGAAAGAAGAACGUAGGGCGAAACGAGAUGAAAAGGGUAAAUCUCGGGACAGAGAUGAUGACAGACAUCGUCGUAGGCAUUCUGACGAUCGAUAUCGAGAUAGAUCAAGAGAGAGAAGUUAUGACCGUGAUCGAUCUCCUAGACGGAGUCGGGAUGACCGAGAUAGGUAUAGGGAUGAUGAUUCAAAACGACGGAACGAUAGAUCGGAAAGUCGUGGCCAUCAUCACGAACAUAGAAAUGGUCAUACAGAAAAAGCCGAGAUUAAACCCCAUCCUUCUCGUCCCUCAGCUAUGGAUCUUGCCGAUCGACCGACAUCAUCUCGUUACUCCCCUCCCACAACGUCGCACGUCAAUGGGUCUGGAAGUGGAGGUGCAAAUGGGAAUGGACAGGGGAAGAAUAAGUUGGACGAGAUGCGUGCUGCUCGACUCGCGGCCAUGUCACAAUCGGCGGAUCAACUAUAUUCUUCUCGUACUCAAGUACUCAGUCAGAGAGCGGAACAAGAGAAACGCGAAGCGGAAAGGGAAGAACGAUUGAGAAGCAAGUAUGGGCAAGAAGAUGUCAGAGGUGGGUUCUUCAAGGAGAGGUCGAAUAUGAAUCUGUCCGAGGCGCUUGGGAGACGUGCGGGGAAGGGAUUGGUCAGUUUGGAUUGA